Messenger RNA from Eupeodes corollae, 1587 nucleotides. It is a transcript of the gene Dph2, whose product is annotated as 2-(3-amino-3-carboxypropyl)histidine synthase subunit 2. Gene Ontology annotation, biological process: protein histidyl modification to diphthamide. Lineage: Eukaryota; Metazoa; Arthropoda; Insecta; Diptera; Syrphidae. Gene Ontology annotation, molecular function: 2-(3-amino-3-carboxypropyl)histidine synthase activity. The transcript is spliced from 3 exons. The record is from RefSeq and is a predicted model, not a curated record. Bases 121 to 1503 code for a protein of 460 amino acids.
GAAAAGAAAAUAUUCGAGUUUGUAGAAAGUCACGUAUCGAAAGUGCAAUUGCAAUAUUUUUAUUCUGACCUUAAAAUAUAGAAGAAAUAGUUAAAAAUUAAAUUAUAAAUAAUUACAAUUAUGACUGCAUCAGCUUUCUCAACUUCAGAAAGUGUUUCAUUAGAACGUCAAGCUGAAACAGACAACGAUUUAGACACUUCUUUCGAACAGAUUUGGUCCGAUAAACAUCUAAAAGUUUGCUGUGGCUGGAUAAAACAAAAUAAUUAUAGAAAUGUUUGUCUACAAUUCCCCGAUAACUAUCUCCCCUUUAGUGUAAGAAUCUCGGAUAGCUUGAAGUCUGAAUGCAAAACAAAUGUCUUUGUUCUUGCCGACACGUCCUAUGGCAGUUGUUGUGUUGACGAGAUAGCUGCAGCUCAUGUAGAAGCCGACAGUCUGAUUCACUUCGGAAAUGCGUGUCGUAGCAAAGUUUCACGGCUGCCAGUGCUCUACAUGUUCCCAGAGCUUCCUUUCGCAAUUGAACACUUUGAAAAACAUAUCAUAUCACUUAAAGGACAAUCCAAACCAAUAUCAAUCUAUCUGGACAUAGGCUAUCACUACCUUUUGGAGCCGGUAGCGGAUAAUGUUUUUGCAAGCAUCAAUACCCUGCUAGCAGGAACAAAAAUCUCCAUUAAAACUUACCCCUUCGAUGAAGAAUCCAAUGAAGAACACGAAACAUCUGAUGACAGAAUUUGUAUUUUUAUCGGAGCCGAUAACAAUCGUUUCUUCAAUCUUUCACUUACGUCCAAAGCCGCACAAUGGUUCAUUUACAAUCCGAAAUCAAAUUCUUUUGAGGAGAAGAAUCCUCUCACUGCCGCCUACAUUCGCCGACGAUAUUUUUACAUUGAAAAAUGCAAGGAUGCUCAAAUGCUCGGACUGAUUGUAGCCACACUCACAUCAGACGGCUACUUGAAUGUUGUCACUCGUCUGCAAGAGAUGGCCCGGAGCCAUGGCAUUAAAACACAAAUUAUUUCAGUUGGCCGCAUAAACCCAGCAAAGUUAGCAAACUUUCUCGAAAUCGAUUGUUUCGUUAUGAUCGGAUGCCCCUUCAAUAAUAUGUACACUUCAAAGGAAUUCUACAAACCCAUUGUUUCAGUAUUCGAAGCUGAAAUGGCUCUAAAUCCAGCUUGGCAUAUGAAAUAUCCAGAGUCGUAUGUGACUGAUUUUAAGGAAAUUCUUCCCGAAGGAAGCAAUUAUUUAGAAUUUAAGGCAGGUGAUGUAACUGAAAAUGACGUCAGUUUGGUAAGUGGGAGAAUGCGCAGUUCAGCAAUCGGUGAUGCCGAAGAGGGUUCGGAGAGUUCGACAACGGUAGCACAGGUGGCAAAAAUGCAUCUCAUGGAGACUUCUAAUGGACUGACUUUUGAAGAUCGAACAUGGAAGGGAUUGGAUCCGGAACUUGGUUGUACUGAACCGGCGAAAAUUCAAAAAGGUUUAAGUGGGAUUCCUACGAACUAUACCCAUGACUAGGACUUUUUAUAUUAAUUUUUUUUGACAAUUUUUAUACAUUAAACGCUUUUGCAAUAAAUUCCUCGCUUUAAAUGCAGAAAAAAG